Molecule: messenger RNA, 3094 nt
Organism: Synchiropus splendidus (mandarinfish)
Lineage: Eukaryota; Metazoa; Chordata; Actinopteri; Syngnathiformes; Callionymidae
Product: F-box only protein 40-like
Exons: 6
Coding region: 1-2022 (673 amino acids)
Cellular component (GO): cytoplasm
Molecular function (GO): ubiquitin protein ligase activity; protein binding; zinc ion binding
Source: RefSeq, a predicted model, not a curated record
AUGUUCUCCAACAGCAACUCUCUGUUAAGCCAUCGUUCUCGGGCCUCCAGGGGGCGCCAGCAUGUCCACUGCGACACCUGCUUCAGCCGCCGCUGCAGAGCUCAGGUGGAGAUGUCGGUGUGUUGUGCGGUGGUGUCCUGCCGUCUGCUCUGUGGAGCCGUGUUCCAUCAGUGUAAAGAGGAGGACCACCUGCUGCUGUGCCCCAACGUCCGGGUGCCGUGCCUGAACGCUGAGUACGGCUGCCCCCUCCACCUGGCCCGGUCCUCCCGGGCAGCUCACCUCCAGGAGUGCCCCGCCAGUGUGGUGUCCUGCUCCAUGGAGUGGAACCGCUGGCCGGCCAACGACGCUCACUCUCAUCCCAACACAGAUCUGCAUGAAAACCUUCUCAGCGAUAGAGAAGCCGGGGGCUGUCUGGACUUGGACAUGGCUCUGAAGGACCAGGACCGGCUUUUCCACUCCUUAAAGAUGAAGAAACUCUUCCCAGAGCUGGUCUUGAGCAUCAGUGAGGAGGAGAAAGAGGAGGAGCGGCAGGAGCGGGAGAAGAAGAGACUAGCAGCCAUUCAGAGGGAGGCGGCAGCACGGGCGGCUGUGGAGGAGACCAAAGGUCAGUGGGAGUCUUUCAACAUCUUUGCUAUGAGCCAGCCUGAGGAGGAGAAGGAGGAGGAGGAGGAAGUGCCGUUGGAUCAGGAGCUGACUCAGGAGGAGCGGGAGGCCAUCGCUCGGGGGGAUGGAGUCAGCGAGCAGCUCUUGGAGAACUACAACGCCUGGGAGCGCAUGUUCAGCAUGGAGAUGGGCGGGUGCCGGGAGGCAAAGGGGUCAGCUGAGGCGGGUGGAGCUAGAGUCACGAAGGCUAAAGGCUUGGGGGUGUUGAUGGAGGAGGAAGCAGAAGGAGCCACCUGCACGCAGCUGAAUGGAGAAUGUUCGAGCUCCCACUCGUCCUCCUCAACAUGCACCAUGAACCUUCCCAAGAAGAAAUUUGAGUACGGACGUCUGGAGCCCAUGAAGAUCACAGCGGUGCGGACGUUUAAAGUCCCCACCAGCUUUGCAGCCAAACACGGCCGUAUACGCAACCCGGGUUUCUAUAAGAGAGAAAGUAAGGCGGUGGACACCAGCGACCUGGAGGUGCGGGACGAGGACAUGCCCAUCUGGGACGAAGUUCAGGCGUCGCUGCUCUGCUCCCUUGAGAAGGAGCAGAGAGGUCACCUGAUCGCCGAGAGCGUCUGCACAGACGGCCUGCUGCAGGACGAGGGCACCCAGACCUACGCCUUCCUGACAGCUCCUUUCCGGAGAAACACAUCUUUGGCUCACCUGAACGCCAGCAAGCCUCUGGAGCUCCACCUUCAGCUGCAGGUAGAGAGCGUCAACAGCCGCCACCACAAGGCCAGCUCCGCCUUCACCUUCCUGUGUGGACACGCCUUCCAGCGCAGGGAGUAUGGCCGACAUUACAAGAACAUCCACAGUGACAUCCAGAUGUGUGUGAACGGCUGGUUCCACCAGCGAUGCCCUCUGGCCUACCUGGGCUGCACCUUCAGUCAGGAGAGAUUUCGACCGUCAACUCAUGAAGCCAACGUCACGUACAAUGGGGAGCUGGGCUGCUUCAGACUGUGCCCCUCCACCACAGUGAGCCUCAGACGAGGAGGACGAGAUGAUGUUCUGAGCUCGCUGCCCUUCGAGGUGCUGUGCCACGUGGCCAGUUUCCUGGACAGUCUGUCUCUGUCCCAGCUGGCUCUGGUGUCGCGGCUCAUGAGGCAGGUGUGCUCCACCCAGCUGCAGGACAGAGGGAUGGUGACCCUGCAGUGGGAGAGGAGGCCCUCCUCACAUGGAGGAGCCAAGUGGAGGGUGAAGCAGAAGGUGUGGCACUUCAGCACUCUGUUCUCACCUGUUGACUCGUGGAGCUUCAGAGACCUGGCACCCAUGUCGGAACACCUGAAGACUUGCCACUAUUACGAGAGGGAGUCCACAAACGAACCAGUUCUGCUGCCACAGUUCUCAGAGAAAGUCCAACCCAGUAAACUCUGCUGACCCUGGUGUGCUCCAGCAGAAGAGAUGCCCGGAUACUUCCCUCUUUUUAUCGACACACUUCCAGGAAUAAAACAGGAGCGUGACAUCAGGUCACACUUGAGAGUCAGAGCUGCCUCUUCGUUCAGGUAAGAGCAGGAAGACAAGUCUAUUGGUCGUCUCUGGGUCUCGGCUUGUGGUGGAGGAAGUCGGCCCGGAACAGUCUGUAGAGCAGCAUCAAGCUGCCCGUGGAGAUGACGGUCAAACCCACAGCCCCCGUCAGUGUGGUGACAACGGUCAGGCGGUCGCUGUGAGACAGCAGCCAGCUGCUCAUCCAGCCCAGGGUGAAGAGACGGAAGACCAGGAACCUGCAGGAGACAGAGCUGAUGAGCACUGAAACACACCAUUGCUGUUUAGAGACACACAGGAAAAUAAGUGCAAAGCUACAUCACAUAUGGAAGGUAACUAACCACAGAAGUAAUGACUACUGCAUAAAACUUGUUAUAGCUUUGUUAAAAUAAUAAAAAAUAUUGAAAACGUAAUGCCUUUAAAUAAUAAACUAUUUAGCCAAAUUGUAUUAUUUGAUUGAGAGAAUUAAAAAUAAUUAAAUCGUGAAUAAAGUACAAAACUAAGUACAGAUGGAUGAAGAUGACGCCACAUUACAUGCCAUGGACAUUACAGUGAAACCAUCCCAAACACAACUCCAUCAAUUAGCAGCUAACGUCAGGACUCAUUUGUGUGGCAAAGGCCAUGCCCCCUCGUCCAUCGUUGACCUACGUUACGAGGUUGAGCCAGAUGGUCAGCUGGAAGGUCAUCAUGAGGCGAGGGUUGGAGUUUUCCUUCACUGACAGCAGGAAGAGCUGUCUGACGUGGAGGAAAAUAGAGUUGAUCUCCACCAGCAGAGAGACCAGAGCAAAGCCCAGGUACAGGCGGUGAAGCAGCGCCAGGCCGAAACACAGCAGCACCUGGGAGCAGGGGGAAAAACGUACCCACCCGAGAGGAAAUACAUGUGAGGCAUCUGGUAGGAUCUGAUCCUGCUAACACUUGACACUCACCUUUUCAUUUCAAAGUUUGAUUCACACGGAAACCAUUUCAA